Messenger RNA from Xenia sp. Carnegie-2017, 1276 nucleotides. Its product is annotated as syntaxin-6-like. The record is from RefSeq and is a predicted model, not a curated record. The coding region runs from base 98 to 850 and encodes 250 amino acids. The transcript is spliced from 6 exons. Gene Ontology annotation, cellular component: membrane. Gene Ontology annotation, biological process: Golgi vesicle transport. NCBI's taxonomy places the organism in Eukaryota, Metazoa, Cnidaria, Anthozoa, Malacalcyonacea, Xeniidae.
CGAUUAAAUUUCAAAAUGUCUAGAUCCGACUAGAAACUAUGUUAUUUGUGAAAUUUUAGUCUGUUUAUGUUCAUGUAUUUAUCUUAGAUCAAACAAUAUGUCUCUUGAGGAUCCUUUUUUCGUCGUCAAAGGAGAGGUGCAAAAAUCCAUAAGUAAUCUUGGUGAUCUUUAUGAUAAAUGGAAGUCAUUACUGAACAAUCCUGCUGCAGUAGGAAGAGAAGAAUAUAAUCUAACUACCAGUGAAUUACGUAACAACAUUCGAAGCAUUGAAUGGGAUCUCGAAGAUCUUGACGAGACAAUUCAAAUUGUUGAAGGAAAUCAGCGAAAAUUUAAUCUUAGUUCAGAAGAGAUUGCUGAUAGAAAAUCUUUUGUGCAACAAACAAAACAAAAUUUAAGUGAAAUCAAAUUGACAAUCAAUAGUUCAUCAACCCAAGCAAAAGUUCAAUCGUCCUCUCGUAAGGCUCUUAUAGGAACAGGUAGUAAAUCAACCUCUAACAAAUAUUCUCGUCUUGAUCAAGAAAUUGAACGUUCAAAUCAAGAUUACAUUAAAGAUCAACAACAACAGCAGCAGUUGAUAAUGGACUCUCAGGAUGAUCAAAUUGAGCUAGUUGGUCAUAGUGUUGGAGUUUUAAAGACAAUGAGUCAAAGGAUUGGAGAUGAAUUAGAUGAACAGAAUGUCCUACUUGACGAUCUAGGACAUGAAGUGGAUAUGACCGAUUCACGCCUGCAGCAGACUUUGUUGAAAAUUGAAAAAGUUCUAAGACUUUCUAGUGAUAAAAAGCAAACCUAUGUUCUCAUUGGUUUGAUCAUUAUUCUGGUCAUUAUUGUUGUAUUAUUCAUUGCUCUAUGAUGCUAUUUAUAUAUAAAGUUGGAACUUAAUGAUACAGAAACAAUUCCAGUACAUGAAAACGCACACAAGCUUUAAAGUUUUGGAUCAUCUUUCUCAUCAAACAAUAUAGACUGGCUGUGUCAUUUAUGUACUUUGGGGUGUGUUGAUGGUUCAAAGCUUUCAACUACAGGAUCAUGUAUGAACAAGAAAGGACUAAAGGAUACUCGUUUACGUGACUAUUAAUGUAUAUAGUUAGUUAUGGAAUGGAAAAGUGCAAGCGAGUUAUUACGGAAUUAUAACUCAACGAACAUAUUAUUUACGUUAUUCAAGGACGUUUAAAAAUAUAAAUUAAUCGACACUAAUUUACACUUAUCUAAGAAAUUAAAUUUCUCGCUGUCAUUUUAAGCUAUUAUUUUUGUAGGAAAUAAAGCAACAGAAAGUAAUUUA